Molecule: messenger RNA, 477 nt
Organism: Morus notabilis
Lineage: Eukaryota; Viridiplantae; Streptophyta; Magnoliopsida; Rosales; Moraceae
Product: RING-H2 finger protein ATL56
Exons: 1
Coding region: 1-477 (158 amino acids)
Source: RefSeq, a predicted model, not a curated record
AUGGACUUUCCGUCACCUCCGCCAGUUCCUUUCCCGUCACCCCCACCCCCACCAAUUCAACCUGCGACCUUCAUAAUUGAUGUGUCACUGUAUAAACUGAUAUUGUUCUUUCUCUUGUUCCUUUUUGUAUCAAUAUUUGCCGCGGUGGCUUGUGAUCACCGAAACCGACAACAGCAGCUCCUACAGGCUCGGCGCCGCCGCCCACAACCGACAGGAGCUCCUAGUGCUGCCGCUACGAUCAUCUGCACGUUUAAACUCGAGCAGAACCCAAUGAACACCGGGGGCGGCGACGGCGGAAGCGACUGUGCUAUUUGCUUGGAGAAUUUCAAGUACGGAGACGAGUGUCGGAUAUUCGUGGCUUGCAACCAUGGAUUUCAUAGGGCCUGCAUUGAUAAGUGGCUCGAUCGUGAUCAUCACUGUCCGCUUUGUCGCGCUUCUGUUAGAGGUGGCCGUACCAUAAAUCUCGAUCAGGUUUAG